AUAGAUAAAACAUAUAUCAAAAAUUCCACAACAUAAGCAUAGUGAGAUAUAAUAAGAGAAAGGAAAAAUGGAAAUGUUGAGAAUUAAACAUCAAAAGCUUCCUUACAAAAAGUGUUUCGAAGAAAAAAGCAGAAAAUACGAAUAAAGAAAAUAAAUAGAAAUCUCAAAAUUCUCCAUAAAAGUGACAAGGAACCCCUCGAAGAAGUCAGAAAGUGGAAGACAUUAUAUUUGAAUCACAUAAGCGAGUUGCUGUGAGACCUAAACGCGCUCGUGGAGAGCAAUAAAACCUGUGGUGCAAAAUAAAAAGUGAAAUAAAUUUGCUUUUCCCUAUAAAUUUGGUGAAAUAAAAAUAUUUGCUGUUGAAGACAGCAAGAUUGUAAAGAAGUCGCAUAAUAAUUUUAAUUCCUUGAUUGUGGAUUGAACAAGUAAGAAAGUGAAAAUGGGAGAAGACAAUUACGAUGACGAGUUAGUAUCAGCAAAUCCAAAUCAACGAAAUUGGAGGGGAAUCCUAAUAGCACUUCUUGUGAUAAUCAUUGUUCUCGCACUCAUCAUAACAUCAGUGGUUCUUCUAACACCACCCGAUGAAGGUCCGAGGGUGAAAGGUCAUCGAAUAAAGCUGCAAGAUAUUAUAGAUGGGAUGUACAAUCCAUUAAGUAGUAAUAACGGUUGCUGGAUUAGCUCUGAUGAGUUUCUGUAUCAGAAUCAAUGGGGCGAGAUAGCUUUACUAACCGUUGGCAACUUGUCUGAAAGGAUUUUGAUGUCGAACACAACAUAUAAAAACUUAGCUCCAGCAAGAUUUUCAUUGUCAUCAGAUAAAAGGUAUCUGCUGCUAGCUCAAAAUAUUCAAAAACUCUUCCGUCAUUCGUACUUGGCUCAGUACACAGUGUUUGAUAUUCAAGCAAGUGAAUCGAUAAAUUUAACACCGAAAAGUGAAGAAGAAUGGCCAUUUCUUCUCCAUGCUCAAUUUACACCACGCAGUCAUUCACUUGUUAUGGUGUACAAUUAUGACAUUUAUUAUAAAACGGGACCAAAAUCAGCUCAAUCAUUUAGAAUAACAAAAAAUGCAGUGCCCGGGAUCAUCUACAAUGGCGUACCUGAUUGGCUUUAUGAAGAGGAAAUAUUGGGAAGCAAUACUGCGAUUUGGAUGUCGAAUGAUGGCCACUUGAUGCUUUAUGGUGUCUUUAACGAUACAAAUGUAAUCGAGCAGAAAUUUCCUUGGUAUGGCUCAGCUUCAGAAAGCGGAAGCAUGAAUUUGUAUCCGGAAAUUAAAUCGCUAAGGUAUCCAAAACCAGGAACGAUUUACAACCCGACAAUAACAUUACGUGUCGCUGACUUAGCGGAUCCAAAAAGCAUACGAACGCGUGAUUUGACCCCACCGCCAAUCUUACAUCACAGAGAACAUUAUUUUGCAAGCGCAGCAUGGGUUUCACAAACUGAAGUCAGCGUCGUAUGGAUGAAUCGAGCUCAAAAUUUAUCGGUCGUCACGCUGUGUAAGAGUCCCAUGUGGUAUUGCCAGGAGACUCACAAAACUUCAGGCGAUGGUCGUGGAUGGAUCGAUGAAUUAUCAAUUCCGUAUUUCUCAUCUAACGUUAGCAGCUACAUUGCAAUAUCACCGGUACGUGAGGGAAACUCAGGUCAUUACCGACAUCUGAUUCAUGUACAGAUAUCGAAGAAGCGAAUAAUUCCGUUGACACAUGGGAAAUAUGAUGUGAAUAAGAUUGUUAAUUGGGAUCAGACAAACAAUUUAGUCUAUUACAUGGCUACACCAGAAAGUUUUCCAAGUCAUCAACAUCUUUAUCGAGUAAAUGCAACACCACCAGCUAUGGGAGUUGGUUUACCAGCUCCUACGUGUUUAACAUGUUCAUCAGUCGUCCCUGAUUAUCCAAGAAUGACUGCAGCAGCAGCAGCUAAAGUUGAAAACUCUUACGAAACUGAGAGUGUUGAAGAAAACAUUUCCAACUCUUACAAUGACAAUUCAGACGAGAAUCCAACAAGUGAAAGUUUACCAAGUGGUUGUCAAUAUUUUACAGCAAUAUUUGCACCAAACAACAAUGAAUAUGCCUUAAUUGAAUGUUUAGGUCCCGAAAUUCCAACAACAUGGAUAUACAAGUUUAAUAUCGAUCCAAAGAAAGAUCCAAUCACUCCCGUUUAUUUACUUCAAAACAACACCGAACUCAAGCGACGCGUUUCAAAACUUGCAAUGCCUCAAGUGAGAACAUUUCCAGUUAUGAUUUCGGGUGGUUAUCAUGCUCAAGUCAGGCUCUAUUUACCUCCGGGAUUACGGGAAGAUGAAAUCACGAAAUAUCCGACAGUUGUUCACGUUUAUUCAGGUCCAGGCACACAGCUUGUAACUGACAAAUGGCGCAUAGAUUGGAAUACUUAUUUAGCUGGUACGAAAGACUACAUCGUAACUCAAAUUGAUGGACGCGGCUCCAGUGGCCAAGGAUAUCAGCUUCUACAUGAAGUUUAUCGUCGCUUAGGGACGGUCGAGGUUUCAGAUCAAUUAGAAGUAUCAGAAUAUCUUCGAGACACGCUACAUUUUGUUGACAAGAAGAGAAUGGGGAUUUGGGGCUGGUCAUAUGGCGGGUAUGUUGCCGCACUUGCUCUCUCGACAUCGUCUAUUUUUCAAUGUGGGAUUAGUGUUGCUCCGGUUACUAACUGGAAGCUUUACGAUUCAACUUACACCGAGAGGUUAAUGGGAAUGCCAAAUCUCACCGACAACUAUCAGGGAUAUGAAGAAGGAGAUUUAUCAAAGCACGUCGACCAACUAAAGGAUAAACAAUUUCUCUUGAUUCAUGGCACAGCUGACGAUAAUGUGCACUUUAUGCAGAGUAUGGUGUUUUCAAAAGCUUUAACGAAUCGUGGAGCUCUAUUUAAGCAGCAGAUUUAUCCAGAUGAAGGUCACAAUCUUGCUGGUGUAAAGAAACAUUUGUAUCGAUCCAUGACGUUGUUCUUUGAGGAUUGCUUCAAGAAACAGGUUCCACUCGAGGUGAAAUCGGGCUUGGGGAACGGCGGAUCUGCAGAGCAAUCGAACUAAACUUUUAAACGUGAUAUUGGUGUCGGAUUUUUAUUUUAUUUCUUUCUUCAUCUGUUCAUGUUUGAAUCGUAAAGCAGACUUUUCGGUUGUGAGAGCUUGAAAGGAUUAAAUAUAAAAUAGAUUCGACGUUAUUGUUGCCGGUUUAGUGACACUUUUGAAAGUAUAAUCUGAAAUCUAAUAAAUAAAUCACUAAAAGACUUUUAUAUUUAUCUCAUUAAAUAAAUUAAGCAAGUUAAGGAGAUUGUAAAAUGCUUAAAAGAAUAGAAAGCAUUGAUAAAUUGCUUAAAAUUCAUUUCUUCAUUAAUGAUAAUCAAUAAAGACAAUAUAAUUGAUAAGAUAUCUUAAGACCUUCAUCAGAAUCUAUUAAAUAUUACAAUAAAAUAAAUCAAUUAAAAUUUAAUUAGAAAGCAAACGAGUUCUAUAAAUAGUAAGUUUAAAUGAGCGAUUUUCUAAUGCUCAAUCGACCUCAAAUGCUAUCAGAAUCUGCAAUUGAAAUGAAUCCAAUCAAGCUGAUGUUUUUGAAACAGAAAUUCCCAAGAAGAUUGCGAGCAUUACGCUGCAAACAAUUAAACGUUUCAUGAGGGAAAAUCAAUAACAGCUUCACGGUUCAGAUGCAAUCUCAAGAGUCAUGAUGUGAUGUGCCAAAGAAAAAUCGAUGAAGGUACGCGAUGAGAAUUAAAUUAAACAAAAAUAUACAGCAAAUUUAAUUCAUUAAUUCUCUGAGAUUUUGUUUUCACAAUUUGAAAUUCUACUUAACUUCACAGAAAGCUAUAAUUUUCCAUCUCAGAGCAAGAAGAAACAUGUUAAGCAAAUCACUUUUAACCUCGCGUAAAAGCAAUUUGAUUGGAAAAAAUAAAUUAUAUUUAAAGAUGAAAAACAUAUUUACAUAAAGCAAACACAUAUCUGCUCGACAUUAUCUACAUUUAAAAGAAACACUGAAUAAUCGUGGGAGUAAAUUUGUUGAAGAAGAAAAAUAUGAAACGAAUAAGCUGAAAGAUGAAACAGAUUUGUAUCAUUUCUUGCUUUAGAAUAUCAUACCUAGGAUGAAAGAGAAAAAUAUUCUUUAUUUAUUUAUUCUCAGGCUUUCAGACUAAAUGAACAAAAGUCUCUCUGAUAUUUAUUUAACUCAAAAUUCAAAAGAAUUUAAUGCGCCAAGCUCUAAGCACACAUUCUUGAGCUUGUCUACGAAGAAAAAAGAAGGAAAGUUCUUGCUUUCAUUAAUCAACUCUUUUAUAAAAAGAUCUUCUUUUAUGGUUCUACAUUGCAUACAAAUAUCUACUUAUACAUUUAUUUCACACAGAAUUCCUUUCAUUUUACGGGGAAAAAAACAUGAAAGAUAAGGAAAAGCAAUUUAUUUUAAAUUUUAUGAAGGUUGAAGAACGAAAUAUACUCAUAAACUUCUUUUGUGUAAGCAGCGCAUUAGCAGCACUUUAAAUUGAUAACAAAAUUUAAUAAAAAUGAGAGAAAAUUAACUUGCAAAUGAUUCAUCGAUUUUUAAAAACUGUAACGAGUUUGAUAAAAGUUGAAAUGAGAAUGUCAUGGACUCAAAUUCACAAUGAUGAGGUCAUACGACAAAUUGAGUAGGUAAAUACUUUCACUUCUCCUAAUUAAAAUUAAUUAAGCUGAAAAUCCUUCUGCUUACAUUGGACAGACUGUUUCUUCUUUCAACAUAAGCGAAAAUUUAUGACCUCAUCUUUCUUUUAAUUACUGAGUUUAGCAAAGCAAUUAAGUUGACGCAUGUUUGCAUAAAACAAAACUGGGUCCAAAAAGAAUUCAAGUUACUUGAAACAAAAAAAAAGAGAAGGAAAUUAAUCAUUUCCAGCACGUACUCGUUCAAACACCGUUGCAGCAAAAAGUAUAUUAAUAAAAAAUAAAAAGGAAAAAGAUCCUGACGUUGAAUUAAAUUAACUUAUUCUCGAUUAUAGUGUAAACAUUUGCCACCUUUUUCAAUGCAAACCUUUUCCUGAAAGAGUUCAUUAAUCACCUUGAAUAAAUAAAAUUCAUUCUUGGAAAUAGUUGUCAAAAUAAGUCUUUGAAAAGUUUGAAAUGUAGGAUCGUAGAUUCUUAGAAACAAAUCAAUUUGAAUCUAAAUAGAAAUGGAUUCUUGGAAGUAAAAGUUAUUUAAAUCUUGUUUAGGAAUCAAGCUUAGAGACCUUAAAAAAUAUAUGAAAAAAGUUUCUCUGCUUAGAGAGCUUUGAAUAGCAAGAAAUGUAAACUUUUUCUUCUGUAAAUUUAAAACUUUUAAAUAUUUUGUAAAUAUUCAUUAUAAGUACAUACAAAUAUGUAGAUACAUAAAUUCUUCAAAGUUCAAAAAAUUGUUAAAUUCAUCUCUCUUUCUAUUUGCUGUGAUCUGUGAGUCUUUACAUUCAUAGAAAGUUUCCUCGAAUUAUGAAACAUGAAAAUUUUAACUAAGAAAAUUUAGGAUAGUUGAUAAAUUUGAUUUGAAAGUUUUGUGAUUUUAUGAUUAGAAAUACUUUAGAGAGACAUUAUUGAAAUCCUUCAUCCAUUAAAUCAUUUAUACGUUGAUAGAAUUUUAAUUAAAAUUAAUUUUAUUGAUUAGAAAGAUUAACAUAAGUUGAGUCAUGUAUUGAACCAGUUGAAGAAAGCUUUGAAAUUAUCUUAAUAAAGUUUUAAAAUUACAGAAUAUAUAAAAUAUGCUUUUGAUUAGAUUUAAGUAGAUUUUCGUUAAACGAGAAUAUCCAUUGAAGAUCAAAGCACAACAUUGUGAGAAAUUAUUUUGAAAUCUAGAGAAAGUCUAAUAAAGGAAUUCAUUCUUUUCAAAUGGU
Messenger RNA from Clunio marinus, 5823 nucleotides. NCBI's taxonomy places the organism in Eukaryota, Metazoa, Arthropoda, Insecta, Diptera, Chironomidae. The record is from the annotation of a GenBank genome assembly.